This is a messenger RNA of Tricharina praecox, 1058 nucleotides long. RefSeq lists its product as uncharacterized. NCBI's taxonomy places the organism in Eukaryota, Fungi, Ascomycota, Pezizomycetes, Pezizales, Pyronemataceae. The record is from RefSeq and is a predicted model, not a curated record. The transcript has 5 exons. The annotation marks the transcript as partial.
AUGGCGAAAAGCCAGGAUGAACCCGAGGCGACUGCCGGGGGUGACGACCUCCCCGACUCCGGGACGUCAAUAACAGGCUUGCUGAUAUACAACCUGCAAAGGUGGAGCCGCGAGCGCUAUCCCGGUGCGGCCUUGUUCAACUUUGGGACAUUCCUCCUUCCUGCUAUCUACGGCACGCUGUCGAAACUGUGGGUCUCGCAGAUUGAUAGCUCGCUGGUGGCUACGACCGACGUGUGUACAUACAUUGGCGUUUUCGCCGAAGUCCUCAACGAGGGCCUCCCCCGAGUUUCCUACCUCAUCAUCGGCGACCGCUCCUCGCGUACCAUGCACUCACGCAUCCAGCUCUCCAACACGCUCAUCGUCUUCCGGACGCUUCUGGGCCUGAUCAUGUCGAUCGUAUUCGCCACGUCGGCGACGCGGUUCGCGCAAACCUUCGAGAUUAUCCGCCCCGCGCUUCUCUCGAUCAUGUGCGUCCUCCUGAUCGAAAUCCCGCUGUUCCUGAUCCUGACCUUCGCCGCCGUGCGGCCGUUCGCGCUGUACCUCUCCGGGAUUCAGGCGGUAGCGGACGUAGUCCGACAUACGUGGCGCACGAUCGACUGGUGCUACAUAUUCUACGCGGUGUCGACACAGGCUUCGGCGAUCCUGCUCGCGACCCUGCCCGAGCUUGGUUGUCGGGUGGUGGUGGUGGUGGUCGUUCGGGAGGGGGAGGGCGAGGCUCGGAAGAAAGCUUGGUAUAUCAGCCCUUCGCUUCCAGAAAGGCAGUCACUCUCCGUGGAAUCGGCUUCCUCGAUCUCCUCCCUCCGCGUCUCGGUGAGGGCAUCUGCUAGGCAGGGUUCUUCAAGUUCUCACUCUGGCCGGGCCUCCGCCGGGUGUCUUGUCACGUCCUUAGUGAUCAAUCAUCAAUGUAGUUCUCCCGACGAUCGGACGAAUCUCGUGGGUGCGGCGGGUUUUGUAGCGCGCGAGAAACGCGUGAAUUGUGGACUGUGGACUUGGGAUGGGUUAGACUUUAAAGAUUUGGAUAUUUGGGAUAGCGGGAGAUUUUGUGAUGGAAAGCGAGG